Molecule: messenger RNA, 1734 nt
Organism: Adineta ricciae
Lineage: Eukaryota; Metazoa; Rotifera; Eurotatoria; Adinetida; Adinetidae
Source: the annotation of a GenBank genome assembly
AUGCCAGCGAUUACUAUUGACCGAUUUAAAAAAUCUUUUUUUCCAUAUGGACUCAUAUUUACCAUUCUGAUCGGAAUAAUCAUAUGUCUCACUACUUUAACAAUUGUCUAUGCGAGUUUAUGGCGAAACGGAAAUACUUCUUCGUAUGUCUAUGCCGUGGAAAAUGGAAUUAUCAGUUACCCAGUUCAGCUGCCUAAAGACGGCCGAUACGUUCAAUGGACAUUUUUGCAUCUAAACGAUGUUUAUGAACUAUUACCACUCGAUCGAGGACGCAAAGGUGGUUUAGCACGCGUUGCGUAUCUUCGAAAGUUAUUGAAAGAAGAAAAUCCUCAUACAUAUACAAUUCUCGCUGGUGAUCUUCUCUCUCCGUCGGCAUUAAGUUCAUCGACAGUAAAUGGAACAACCCUGAAUGGGAAGCAAAUGAUUGCAACGAUGAAUACACUUGGACUUGAUCUGAUGACAUUUGGCAACCAUGAAUUUGAUUUAUCAGAAAAAGAUUUACUGGCUCGAAUGAAUGAAUCAACAUUUACAUGGAUAAGUACGAAUGUAUUCCGAAAAGAUUCAAAUGAACUAUUCGGACCGAGUAUUCCACAUAAAAUUCUCACUAUUGAUUCAGUUCGAAUACUCUUUAUUGGUUUAACUAUCGAUGGAACUGGUUCAUAUAUUCGAUAUGUUAAUCAAUCAUCUUUGGUUCCGCAUGUCCAAGGAUUUUUAAAUACAUUUCCGAAUAAUACAUACGAUGUACUGGUAGCAAUUACUCAUCUAGAUUUACAAAUAGAUACUGAACUGGCAUCGAAAAUUCCUCAAAUUGAUCUGAUUCUUGGUGGACAUGAACAUGAAAAUUAUUAUUAUGUACGUGGAACGACAUAUACACCGAUCUACAAAGCUGAUGCCAAUGCAUUUACUGUUUAUAUUCAUCGUUGUGCGUUUAAUUUAGAUACAAAACGUUUCCGUGUUUAUAGUCAUUUAGCACCAAUUACUUCUGACGUCCCAGAGGAGAAACAAACAGCUGCAAUUGCUAAUCAAUGGUUUAAUCUAGGUAUAAAAGGAUUCCAAACGUUAGGUUAUGACCCAUUAGCCAUUGUGUCCUGUUUACCAACAGGAAUUGAAUUAGACGGACGAUCUGAAUCCGUACGAAGUUCUACAACAUUACUGACCACUCUAAUCAGUGAAAGCAUGUUAAACUUAACGUUAGAUCAUAACACAAUGAUCGGUAUAAUCAACGGUGGAACCGUUCGAAUCGAUGAUAUUCUUCGUGAAACGAUUUCCCAAUAUGAUGUUUUACGUACAUUACCUUUUGGAAAUAUUGUUGUUGCUCUCUCUGUUCCCGGUCAAUUACUCGCUCAAGUACUGACCCAUGGAAUAUCAUUGAAAGGAAAUGGCAUGUUUCUUGCUUACACACGAGUAGAAACAAACGAUGGUGGUAAAACGUGGCUGUUAAACGGAACAGAUAUAUCGAAAAGUGGAUUGAAUUAUAGAGUAGCUACAACGUCGUACCUGCGCGAUUAUACACAAUUGAAUAAUACGAACCAGUUGCUGUCCCAACUACUUAUCCAAUUACUACUACCACUUCUACCGUCACCUACGAUAUCGGCAAUUCUAUGUGUCUUAAUAAAAUAUGUGUUUGUCGACCUGGAUAUAUUCCGCAGGGGAAUAGGAUUUGUAAUUAAGAAAAGAGGCAAUGAACUAAUUGCAAAUCAAUGGCUAAUUAUGGCGCUGUUUUUUUACUUCUGA